Fonsecaea erecta is the source of this 1698-nucleotide messenger RNA. RefSeq lists its product as hypothetical. The coding region runs from base 1 to 1698 and encodes 565 amino acids. The record is from RefSeq and is a predicted model, not a curated record. Lineage: Eukaryota; Fungi; Ascomycota; Eurotiomycetes; Chaetothyriales; Herpotrichiellaceae. The transcript has a single exon. Gene Ontology annotation, biological process: lipid metabolic process.
AUGGCCCACGAACAGAUUUCACUCUACCGCGAAACUCUAGCAAAGCGGCAACUUCAAUAUGACCUUGCAUUAGCGACGAGCGAGUACACUCCAUUUCUCUAUGCAUGGGAUUCACUACCAGCCUUGUAUCUGCUCCUUGCUAUUGCGGUGGGACCCAGACUUCCCCCAAGGCUGGCCAGAUCCGCCCGAUAUAUCGCUUUCGGGUUGGUCCUCUUCCAUGGAGCCUAUGUGGCAUGCUAUCGCCGGACGCUCUGGCUCGCGGCUGGCUAUGGUAUUGGUUUGAUGGUCGCCUGGGGCGUCAUCAUGACGGGAGCCCUUCUAUUAUGCAACGACGUGGGGCGAGAUUUCAGAAGGCUUGAAAGAAGAGCAAUCAAAACAAAGAGUGCAGAUUCCGACAGGGACAAAUUCAGAGCAACGCCUUCGCAGUCCAAACCGACUCAAGAUAUUGACACGAUAAACCGGAGGGUGGCUAGUGCAUAUCCAUUUUCUGGUACAAAACAAAUCUUCCCUCGUCGUGAGCAACCCUGUCUAGAGGAAUACGAACUAGUCUGGCAGGGGUUUCCUUACAACUCAGGCUGGUUCCAUGUCCUUGACUGGACGCUCGACCUGAUGACGAGUUUUCGAGCCGUGGGCUGGGAACAUCGAAUCCCAACAGUAGGGUCAUUUGAUGUAUCGAUGCCACACGACACAUCAGAACGAAAUACCGCCACAGCAGUCAGCAGCAACGAAGGACGGGCAUCUUCGACUGUUUCACAAUACCUGCGGUCUCCUCAACUGAGAGCAUUACGAGGUUUUAUUACCAGCUACCUCUUUCUUGAUUUCCUGAAGACAACCAUGAUCACAGACCCGUACUUUCUGGGCGUCGCACCACUGGAAUCGCCUACACCCUGGCAUUGGCUUGCUUAUAUCAACAAUACUGUUCCAAUGGCAACACGCUUUGUUCGGCUUGGAAUUACGAUGUUUGGGGUGGUAUCUGCAUUGACGUUAGUCUUCAGCUUGAGUCCCUUGUUCUUCGCCUGCAUCCUUCCCGCUCUUCUCGAUGUCACCAAGAUUACGAAGGCGCCUCUUUUGGAACCAUGGAUAUAUCCGGCCUAUUGGCAAUCAUCCCCGACCUCGGUCCUGUACUCUGGGUUGGCAGGGUUAUGGGGCAAAUGCUGGCACCAGAUGUUUCGAUUUGGCAUCUCAGAGCCUUCCAGAGUGGCUAUUAAGAGAUUGAAUUUAGAUCCUCGUGGACAGGUUGCCCGAAUCGUCCAACUUCUGGUCGCGUUCACGUUGUCAGGAUCAAUCCAUGCGAGUGCUAGCUACACGACAUUCUCUCUGAAUGGCUCUCGUCCGUUCUCAGGGCCCUUGUUGUUCUUCUUCCUCCAAGGUAUCGGCAUUCUCUUACAAUCUUUUAUAGUCAAGGUCUUACACAAACGCGCUUCGGGGGUCAAGAAACUCCCGUCGGCUGUAGGCCAAACUGUGAACGUGCUGGUUGUGGUGUUGUAUCUUUACUUCACAGGACCAUUGUUGGCCAACGACUUUGCAACCUCUGGGAUUUGGCUCUUCGAGCCCAUUCCAAUCAGUCUUUUCCGUGGAUUAGGGUUGGGUCCAGGCGGAAAGUAUGAAGGGUGGUGGGCGUGGAAUCAAGAAGGCUCACGAUCGAUCGGAUGGUGGAUCGGUGACCGCUGGUGGGAGAGAGCGAUGGCGAUAUAUUAG